Molecule: messenger RNA, 1143 nt
Organism: Cucurbitaria berberidis CBS 394.84
Lineage: Eukaryota; Fungi; Ascomycota; Dothideomycetes; Pleosporales; Cucurbitariaceae
Exons: 1
Coding region: 1-1143 (380 amino acids)
Source: RefSeq, a predicted model, not a curated record
AUGGGAGCACCAGUUAGCAAUUGGCAGCAAGCCACGCUUAGCCAGACGGGGUCUUUCUUUGAUAGCAUCACUUACGAUUUACGGCAUAUCAUUUACCAACAUUUCGACGACCUGUUACCAUACACCAACGGUCGAUCUUUCAGUGGCUACAUAUUGUCAUGCCAGAAGGCCAAGAAUGAAGUGGAGGAAUUCACCGCUAUUAAAUUAAAGAGGGAUCUCGAGGCCUUCGGGAAAUUAUAUGAAGAUAAGAGCACAUUCGCUAUCGGUCUACCUGACAUUCCCAAAACUAGCACGUUCGCACAACUGCGCAGUAUUACGGUCACGCUGCCAAUCCAGGCGCUAUUCACUUCUGUAGGGGGCGAUGGCAUAAUCUUUUCUCCAGAGCCUGGUUAUGGCUGGAGGCUAGGCACAUUGCAAGGACUUCAUCUGUUGUGCGCCAACUAUUACGACAUGGUCCAUGUAAAAUUCAUUGGAGAUCCGACCGAGACUCAUAUAACAAGCACAGAGCAGCUUCCGAGGUGUAUGUAUGCAGCCUUGGUAGCUUUUAUAGAGGUAAUAUUUUUUGUCAACCCGGCAGAAAUCCAAAAGGAAUUCCAAGCCCAAUACUUGCCAAGUACCGGUCUAUCUAUCGGUACUGCUACAUGGCCUUCCCCGGAAUGGACAGAAGAACAACAAGCAUCAAUAAGGGACUGGGGCGAUGCUAAGACCUACACAUGGGGGCCAGGGUGGACUCCGGGGCUACCUAUUCGCACUAAGCGCAUAUGCCUUUCCUGGGCUCUAAACGCUCAUACGCCUGAUAUUUCACGAGCGCCACUGUUAGGCAAAACAUACCGGGCUACACAGAAACAUCUAAAGCGGCUUAGAUUGGAACAUAUACCGCGAGACUAUGCGCCACUUUAUUACCACGUUCACAAUGAGGCAAGUACCGUCGCUGAAAUGGGUAUCAUUUCCAACUGGCGCUGGUGUUCAAAGUACGAAGAUGAGCCCGAUUAUCCUCAUCUUCCUGAUCAGUAUGAUAGUACAUUUCAUCCUCCCGAAAACAAUCUUACCAUACGAAUCAUCGAUCACAGGUUUAAGGUUGCAGAUUGCUCCAGCGAGGGUGUAGGGUUAGGACUCCAGAUUUCAGAGUACUCCGGGGUAUAA